AUGAAAGUCGUCCAAGCCCCAGUGGUGGCUUCGGCCUUUCUUUUUCUUUUUCAUUUACCUGCUGAUGCUAUAAAGGUGAGCAAUGGUACUCAUCAAGAGGCGCUGCUGCCAACAUCAAUGGCGGAGAUGAAGGCCGAGGCGGAGGCUCUCCAUACCAUUGAAUUAGCUCUAUCUGAUUCGGGUGUUGGUGACAGCAGCAGCAGCAGCAGCAGCAGCAGCAACAGGGAGAUGCAGCGGGAGAUAUUAAAGGCUGUACAGCCUGCAGUUCAAUCAUUAUUGAAGGCAACAGCUAAUUCAAUUCGUCCUCAAUUAAAAGAUGAAUGCGAACGAAUAGUUGAGGAUUUAGCUCAGCACCAUGAUGACGAAGCAGCAGAUGCAGAAGUUGAAGGCCUAGAUUUCUCCUUCACGGAGGUGCAGCAGCAGCAGCAGCAGCAGCAGCAACAGCAGCAGCAGCUGCAGCAGCAGCAGACUGCCCGUUUCUGGGAAGGAUUAAAGAAGAAUUUAGGGGGAUUAAUGCGUUUUGCCUCUCCUCUUAUAGACAAGGCAAUGGAUAGAAUAAGACCAGUUAUAGAGAAAUUAGGAGAAAAAGCUGCACCUGUAUUCGCUAUGUAUAUAAGACAAUUAUUAAGAGAUGCAUGUAAUGAAGCAGAAGAACAUGCAGGGGUACAAUAA
Molecule: messenger RNA, 672 nt
Organism: Eimeria maxima
Lineage: Eukaryota; Apicomplexa; Conoidasida; Eucoccidiorida; Eimeriidae
Exons: 4
Coding region: 1-672 (223 amino acids)
Source: RefSeq, a predicted model, not a curated record